UGUUCAGAAUCAGAAGUGUGCUAAAAAUGUCUAUAUUUUUUAUGUUAUUGUUGUGAAAACUGAAAAGGCGGUGUCAGCUGUUUUAUUGAAUAAAUGAGUGUUCGUUUUUCAAAAUGUUAGUGCAUCGUGUCUGUAACAAUUAGAUUCCCCAGGGGCUACUAACCUCCCAACAUGAACAUAAUGCGGAAGCUCCGGAACGGGGGGGCGUCGGCUACCCCUGCCCCCUCGGACCUGCCCGAGCCCCCCUCCUCGCCGCACACCCAGCUGGGGCUGAUGCACCUCAAGAAGCUCUUCUCCGAGUACACGCAUCCGCCGCAGCCGCUUACCGACCGAGAGAGGGACGACAAGCUGUACAACAUGCUGCCUCUCUUUUGUAAAGUAUUUGGUUCAAGUCCUACAUGUGACAUGAAUGAAAAAUUCUGGGAUAUCUUGGCGUUUUGCCACCAGGUGUCGAUACUGAUGGUAUCAGAAAUAAGAAAGAGGGCUUCAAACCAAAGUACGGAAACAGCUAGUUGCGCUAUUGCCAAAUUUCUAGAGAUAGAAAACUGCGAAGAAUCUAGUAACGGCUGGAUGUUAUUGUCCACUCUGAAUUUACUAGCUGCUGGAGAUUUCACAUUAGUUCAAGUUAUGUCUGAGGUUUCAGUGCCAUCUACUUUAGUGAAAUGCUUGUAUCUUUUCUUCGACUUACCAGAACUUUCUGAAAAGGAGGCAAAUACCAAAGAUACGAACAGUGAUUUCACUCCAAAGGAACGGAGGAUUCUUUUACAAAAAAUAUUUGUUCAGGUAUUGGUACGUCUUUGCAGCCACAGAAUUCCAGCUGAGGAAUUAGCAAGGAAAGAUGAUUUGACUCUACUUUUUUCUGCCAUCACUUCCUGGUGUCCACAGUACAAUGUUAUUUGGAGAAAGAGUGCUGCUGAAGUCUUGAUGACGCUUUCUAGACAUGGACUCACCCCACUUGUUGUUGGAUAUAUUCACUCAAAAUCUUGUGUAUCACUAUGUAUAGAAAAUAUGAAGAAAGUUCCUGAGUUGGCUCCUUUAGAAUUGGUUGAAAUGUUUGUGACAGUAUUUUGUUUUCUCAAAGAUUCUAGUGAAGUUUCUUCUACUCUAUUAGAUGAUUUCAGACAAGCACAUGGCUACCUUUUUCUGUCUGAAUUCUUACUCAAGUUAGAAAAUGAUAAUUCGAAUGAAGCUCAAGAAUCUAUACGAAAUCUCGUUCUGAUGGUAGCAUCUUUGUGUACUUGUGGUUACAUAGAAUUGAAACCUUCACAGGCCUCAACUGGUUCUCUAUUCCAAAUGCAAGGCUUCAAUUUACCACAGCCCUCUGGGCGAGGGACUAGCAUAAGAAACAUUCAAGCUUUUCACGUACUACAAAGCACCUUCCUGAAGUCAAAUUCGUCUCUUCUAUGUUCAACAAUACUCGACGCAAUAUCCAGUAUCUAUCACUCCGAUAACGCUAACUAUUUCAUACUAGAAAACCAGAAUACCUUGAGUCAAUUCAUGGAGAAAAUCCACUACAAACCGGCCGAGAUCCAACAGAAGCUGUUUGAACUCAUAAAAUUCCUAGUGUUCCAGCUGAACUUUGUGCCUUGCAAAGAAUUGAUAUCGAUGUCGAUAUUUUUGAAGACGCACAGUCUCAACCACUACGACUGCAGCAUUCUGUGCAUGCAAACACUUCUGAAUGUCUUGCAGUACAAUGCCAUAUUUAAAGACGUGUACAGAGAGGUCGGUAUGCUGGAAGUGUUCGUGACUUGUUUGAACCGGUACGCCAACCUGCUGGAGGACAAAAAGUCCAAAUCGAGUUUGGGGCAAGGACAGUUAGGCGGGUUGGUGGUAGAGGCGUUGACCAUACUUUUGACCAGCAACAGUUCGAAUGCCAACGUUUUGAGGGAGUGCGGUGGGGCCAAGUGUGUGCACAGGCUUGUUCAGUACCCCGAAUGCAGAUAUGCGACUCUCGGAAUCAUCAAAGAACUCGUUCUGACUACAGGUGGUGAUGAUGAUAUGUCACAGUUGCUGAAUACUCUGCAUUCAGCGCCAAGGAUACAACUUCAACUCAAAAUUGAUAUUUUGGAAGCAUUGAAAUUGUGCUUGAAAGAGUCUCAUAGAACAAGGACAGUUUUUCGAAAAGCAAAUGGAUUUGUGUAUGUAACAAGUGUUCUAGUGUCUUUAGAAGGGCAACUUGGUCAAGAAAUUACGAAUCCAGAGGUUUUACAUUUGCUGAGUCUGGUUUUUCAAACAAUAUGUACAGCAAUGAGGUUUGAACCUGCAAAUGCGAAAUUGUUUUACCACGAGAUUUGCAAAACCAGCCUUUGUGAUACGUUGAGGUUACUCGGUUGCUUCAACACAGAAAAAGUGCUGACUAUAAGCGAGAAUGAUUUUGAAAUACCUGUCAACAAUUUUCUGGAUACUUAUAACAACUUGUUUAGUGGUUCUGUAACGAAUCCAAAAAUUCCUGACGAGUUAUCACCGUCUCUAGCCUACACUACUAUAAUAUACAGACUGCUCUACGACUUGGCUCUUGAUAUGUUCGACAAAGGCAAUGCUGCUACGAAUAUUUUGUUCAAGUCGCCGCCGUUGUCCAGACAAUCCAGUAUUCCGGGAGAUAACACAAACGGAAGAGCGUCGAAGGUCAAUUCCUUGAACUUGGUUCCACCAGCUCCUGAUCCCAUAAUAGUCCAUCCUGGUGUUGUAGUUUGCAUGCUGCAACUGUUGCCUUGCAUCAAGGACGAACACUUCGAAAUGUACCUGAGCCUCCAACUGUUCGUCUCCGAAAUCAUAAAGUCCUUGGUGAGAAGCGAACGCAAUCAACAAGUGAUGUGCGACAAGGGUUUCGCCGGUUCCAUCCUUCUCAUAGCUUCGGAACCCCUACAGAACGAGAACCACCCGUUGCACGGCUCCCUCCAGUACAUGCUGGAGAGACUGGCCGCUCAAGCCAUCGAACCGAAAGACCUGAGACACUUCCUGAGGCUGGGCGACCCCCUCUGCUGCCUGCCUCUCGGAUCGAAAGAGGCCGGGGGCCACCCGGUGCCCCUCACCAGGAUCAAAACUCUCGUCUCCAUGACCACCCCUAAAGACUUCAGAGCGCAGUCUUCCUAUACGUUGCCGCCUUUCGUGGAGUUCGACAUGUCUGCGGAAGGCUUCGGGUGCCUCUAUCUGCCUAGCAUCGCCCCGCAGAGUCCCUCUGCGCCUAGCGUGGUCUCGGCGGUAGACAGCAGUAUUUUGGGGGGGAUCGGUGCUGGAGACAGGCUGUUUCCCCCGCAGACCGGGCUGAGCUAUUCCACUUGGGUGUGCGUCGACAAGUUUUCCGAUUCUAGAUCGGACCCGCAUUGCGUUAGGCUGCUGACCUUGGUGAGGAAUUUCAAUGCGGCGAGAGAAGACCAUCUGGUGUGCCUGUCUGUCGUGCUGAGUGCUAGGGAUAAGGCUAUCAUCGUCUCGACUCAGGAGACACAUAUUCCCAAUCAUAUUGGGGAUUGGGAACCAGAAGGUUCUGGCGAACACAGUGCCAGGGUUUGGUGCCCUGACAUCCUCCAAGAAGGCCAGUGGCACCACGUGGUCGUAGUUUUGAAUAGGGCUGUAUUGAAAAACUCGUCGUUCUCGCUGUAUCUAGAUGGCCAACAGAUUCACUCUCAGAAAAUGCAUUACAUCUCUCAAAAUCCUGGGGGUGCUUCGGCCAAUUUGACAGUGGCUUCGUCGGUGUAUGGGUAUAUUGGAACUCCACCUGCGUGGCGAAGGUAUUCCAGAUUGUGCUGGAAACAGGGACCGUGUCAUCUCUUCGAAGAGGUUUUACCGCCAUCUACCGUAAUGAGCAUGUAUCAGUUGGGCCCCCACUACAUGGGCUCAUUCUUGGCACCCAAUCUCAACAAUCCAGAUACGAUGCAACUGGUUACCGAAGAAAAAGUCGUUUUCGGGUUGAACGCAAAAGCGGUAUCUCAAUUAACCUUGAACAAAAUCAGGAAAGUGUACAGCAGGACUGACAAUAAGUCCAUAGCAAAGCAGCUCGGUAUGUCGAGUCACGAAAGUGCCACUCCCAUCAGGAUAUUGCACAACUCUGCAGGGCAUCUGGCUGGAUCUGCAAGGACAUUGGGAGGAGUCAUAAUUGGGUAUUUAGGGGUUAGGGUGUUCUGUCCAAGACCUGUAGCAACAACAAUAGAUACAGUCGGAGGUUGUUCAGUACUACUCGGAUUGAUAGCGAUGGCUCAAGAUGUGGAAAGCUUGUACGCCGGCGUAAAAGCCUUGGUUUGUGUCGUAAGGAGUAACAAGGCAGCUCAGGCCGAGAUGGACCGAAAAAGAGGAUAUCAAACAUUAGCGAUGCUGCUCAGACGAAAGAGAAACCUACUGAAUUCGCAUAUACUGCACCUAACAUUCAGUCUUGUGGGAACUGUGGACAGUGGACGAGAGUCGUCUGCCAUACCCAAUAAAACUGCAUUUCAGGACUUGCUUUGCGAUUUAGAAGUGUGGCACGAGGCUCCAGGUGAACUUCUGCGGUCCCACUUGGAACAUUUGUACGAGCUAGCAGCCGAGUCCAAUGAAAAACGAAAUAACUCCUGGAUCAUGAGGGAUCUGCAACUCGUAGAGAAGCUCCUACAUAUCUGCCCUGACGUGAAACAUCCGGCUACGCGACAAGUUUUAUUUUCUGUUCUGAGUGUCUUACUUAGUGGCCAGCCGAGACAAAAUGAUCUUUUACUCUUCGGCCAAUUCGUCGCAUCCACUUUGCCUUCUUGUUCUAUAGAAAACGAAAAGAACCUAGUUCUUCGCGAAGGCGAUGGUGAUAGAGAUGGCGAAGGAGAAAAUAUUUUGCUCAGGAACAGGUGUCUGGGCCUGUUACAUUCUAUGAUAUUCUCGAGCAGGAAUCACAUUGGGGAGGAGAUUACGAAAACGUUGGGGUUUGAUUGGAUCCUGCUCUUCAUGCAGCCCCAUUUGCAUUCCACGACCAUAGUUUGGGCUCUGAGGAUGCUGGUUGCCAUUUGUUCUAGUCCGUCGUUGAUGUUUCGUUUUCGGGAGGCCAGUAGCAGUGGAGGCUGGCUACGUCACACCGAACUUGUUUCCCACAACAAGAUGGUUGUGGUGCUCGGUUGCCAAUUGAACAAUUCUCAUUGUAACGAUAUAAAAUCCGAAGCUCUUCAAAUUCCUGGAUUCCAAUACCUCGGCUGGCUUUUGCCCCAUCACUUGGAAAUUUUUGAGAUUUACUUCUUACUUACAUCCUUGAUGAUGGGUCAACCAGCUAAGCUAUUACCGGCGGAAACAAAGUUCGAUCUGGAUUCUGUUUGGGCUUUCUUGUGGGGUGCUUCCAUUAACAACCAGAGCAUCAACAGCGUUAUGCCGAGAAUAAAUUUGUGCUCAGAAGCUGUCGUGGUGUUACUCGGCAUGACUAGGGCCAUAGUGCAUACGGAAGAAGGGUCGUUUCCUGAGUGGUUGCAAAGACACCCAACUUCUAUCGUACAGGUGUUGUUUCAAUUAUACCACAACAUGCCCGAAUUCAUGCCGAUUUUCAUGUCAUCAGAAGUUCUUGGAGCAUUAGCAGGUGUGCUAUUCCCAUUACCUUCUGCUGAUGAAAGCACAGAGAGCAGUGGAGCCUCAACCCCAGUAGGAGAAGAAGCAGAAACCAUAGUAAUGUUGGGUCCACCCGAGGAACAACCACUAUCAACCCAUCCAGCCAGACAGUUCAUAAUCGACUUUAUCAGAGUAAUCGUGGUGGAUUCAUUGAGUCUACCGGUGACUGGUAAAACUUCGCCUGUGAUAGACUUGGUCUUGGACGCCUACCCGGAAAAAUCAUCUACCAUUCAGCAGAUAUGUUAUCAAACGGAAGUGAUAGUGACGCUGAUGGACCACUUACUAGCAGCUGAUAUGCUAGUAGGAGACCAGGCUGCCAUACCCAUAGUGCCACUUCCGACAGCCCAUAUUCAACAUGUCGCUCCGAACGUUUUUUAUUUGACGGCGAGGAUAGUUGAUAAACUUUGGCAGGGCUCUCUCACGAAAGAUCCCCACGACGUUUUCGAUUUCAUCGUGAAAUUGAUCGGGCAAGCUAAGAGGAGAACGGGAAAUUUGAGUCUGGAAAGUUUGUACCACUGCUUAAAUAGGAGCAUCCUGUUUUUGCUGUCCAGGCCGACUGAUAGUAUUGCCGAUCAGAUGUCUGUUUUGGAGGCCCUUCACAAACUAACGACAAACAGAUUGAUUGUAUUCGGGUCAGGCAACCACGAACUCGAUUUCAUCGGAUGCCUGACCUACUGUCUUCUCCAAUUGACCUCCGACAUGAAAAUCAUGCUGGACUCGAACAUGAAGACCACGUGGCACGUGAACCCGAGCAGCGACCUCGAAUCGAGGGACGAACAGCUCCAGAGCCACCAGGGACGCAAUCUAAUGGCCGGAGCGGCCUUGAGGGUGUGGGAGGAGCUGUACGUGUGCAAGAAGCCCGCCAUCGAGGAGGUGUUCAAGGUCACUCUGAUGUCACACCACAACUCCAAAGCGCCAGAGCUCCUGUUAGUGAGGGACCAGGUAUUCGAUUCGGCGUCCAAGUUGUGGUUGAAUUAUGUUGAGGUGGAACGUAAGGCUGUUUAUAGGAUACCCUACGAGCUGCACAACCAGAUACAGUCGAAGAUACAUAAAGUGACUGGCGGUUUGACGAGGUUGGCAAGCAGGACUAAGGUUAGGAAAGACGAGACAAUGAGGGUUAGGAUCAGGAUGGGGAAGAAGCAGGUGUUUACGUGGAUUUCGACACAUGUUGGUUUGUUGAAAGAUCUUGUUGAAAUGAGACGUCAACAACACGAAAACACGACUCAACACACACAGCGCUACGUACACCAAGAGUGGUUGCAGACCGAGAACGACUUGACCCGAGAAAGAGGGCUGUGGGGCUCGCCGGAACCGUGCUACUUGGACAAAUGGAUGCUCGACAUGACCGAGGGACCUCACAGAAUGCGAAAAAAGACCAUGAGGAACGACCUAUUCUAUUUGCAUUACCCGUUCAGGUUCGAGGAAAAGGGCAUGCUGAAGUACAAGGUAGCGACCAGCUACCACAGCAAAGAGUACUACACUGCCCUCCAGCUUCGGAAACACGUCGGAGUGAGCGGUAUCAUGGAGCCGGAACGAUCGGAUAGCGUCAUCGAGGAACCUUCUCCGCUACCCUACACCCCCGCUUUACCCCAAUUGACCAGGUUGCGGUCUGAUCCGGAGGUCGAACAAGAAGACACGGACGUGGAGGAAGAAACGACCCCCCAACCGGAUAACCAGACGUUGUUGAGGUUACUCGAAGAGAACGAGAAGAUCACGUAUAUGUUCAGAUGUGCUCGAAUACAAGGUUUGGACACUACAGAAGGUUUAUUGCUGUUCGGCCAAGAAUAUUGUUACAUCGUGGACGGGUUUACGUUACUAAAAAAUAGGGAUAUCCGCGAUAUAGACAGUGUGCCCCAAAAUACCAAUGAAUAUGAGCCGAUUUUGCCGAAUCCGGGCUCGCCUAGGAGAUCGAGGGCUAUGAGACAAUGUUCCAAGUUCUCCUAUGAAGAUAUAAGGGAAGUUCACAAGAGGAGGUACCUCCUGCAACCGAUGGGCCUGGAAGUGUUCUCCGGAGACGGCAGGAACUACCUGCUGGCCUUUCCGAGGAAAAUUCGGAACAAAGUGUACCAAAGGUUCAUGGCGCUGGCCACCGGUAUCGCCGACAGCGCCCAACAGUCGGUGGCCGGCCAGAAACGCACCGCCAACGUGGAACAGGCCGCCGGUUUGCUGAGCAACUUGAUCGGGGAUACCAGCGUUACUCAAAGAUGGGUGAGAGGCGAGAUAUCCAAUUUCCAAUACCUCAUGUACCUGAAUACCCUAGCUGGACGAUCUUACAACGAUCUGAUGCAGUACCCAGUAUUUCCCUGGAUAUUGGCGGAUUAUGAUUCAGAAGAAUUGGAUCUGACUGAUCCCGCCACCUUUCGGGAUUUCUCCAGGCCCAUGGGAGCACAAAGUCCAGAUAGAUUAGAACAGUUCAAAAAAAGAUUCAAAGAAUGGGACGACCCCCACGGAGAAACCCCACCGUAUCACUACGGCACCCACUACUCCAGCGCGAUGAUCGUCUGCUCGUACCUGGUCAGACUCGAGCCCUUCACUCAGCACUUCCUCAAGCUGCAGGGCGGGCACUUCGACCUCGCCGACCGCAUGUUCCACUCGGUCAAGGAGGCCUGGCUGUCCGCCUCCAAGCACAACAUGGCCGACGUCAAGGAGCUCAUACCGGAGUUUUUCUACUUGGACGAGUAUUUGAGCAACGCGAACCGGUUCGAUUUAGGGGUGAAGCAGAACGGCGUGACCUUGGGCGACGUUAUUUUGCCGGCGUGGGCCAAGCAGGACCCGCGCGAAUUCAUCCGGGUGCACCGCAUGGCGCUGGAGUGCGACUAUGUGUCGCAGAAUCUGCACCAUUGGAUCGAUCUGAUCUUCGGGUGCAAGCAACAGGGACAACCGGCAGUGGAGGCGGUCAAUGUGUUCCAUCAUCUUUUCUAUGAGGGGAACGUCGAUAUCUACAAUAUCGAUGACCCUUUGAAGAAGAACGCGACCAUCGGUUUCAUAAACAACUUCGGCCAAAUUCCUAAACAGCUGUUCAAAAAGCCGCAUCCCUGCAAAAAGAUGUUCGUGCCUGGCAGCAGGACCUCUGUGAUCGAUACUGGGUCUCUUGUCCAGGCUUUCAGCCUACCACAACCUGAGAAAUUGUUCUUUCACCACCUCGAUAUUUUGAGGCCAUCACUACAACCAAUCAAAGAAGUAAAGAGCCCGGUAGGCCAAAUUCUCCACGUCGAGAGGGCAGUCCUGGCAGUCGAACAGAACAAAGUCUUGAUGCCGCCGGUGUUCAACAGAUAUGUCGCUUGGGGCUUCGCUGACCAUUCGCUCAGAAUCGGGAAUUACGAGAGCGACAAGGCCGUGUUCGUUUCGGAAAGCGUCGUACAAAACUAUGGGGAAAUUUUAGCCUGCGUCUGUCCAUCUCCAAAGUUGAUAGUCACCGCAGGUACAAGUUCGGUGGUGACAGUAUGGGAGUACGAUUCUCGAAAAAAAACCCUCUCGAUCAAACACAGCCUGUACGGCCACUACGACGCAAUCACCUGUCUGGCCGCCAGCCCGGCCUACAACGUCAUCAUCUCCGGCUCGCGGGAUUGCACCGCCAUCAUUUGGGACUUGUCGCGCGGGGUGUUCGUGAGACAGUUGAGGGGACACGCGGGACCGGUGGCCGCGGUGGCCGUGAACGAUCUCACCGGAGAUAUCGCCACUUGUGCUGCUACCUGGUUACAUGUUUGGAAUAUAAAUGGAGAUGAGUUGGCCAGCGUGAAUACUUGCGUCGGAAGAGCAGACAGAAUGCAGCAAAUCCUGUGUGUCGCUUUUUCCCAGACCCAUGAAUGGGACCAUCUGAAUGUUAUUAUGACUGGUUCAACAGACGGGGUUACCAGGAUGUGGUCGAUAGAUUACGUUCAGGUUCCGGACGAAAACAGUAUUGAUAAAAUUGCCUCAACACCUCUAGAAAAUCCACCCAAGUCUCCGAAUUCGCCGAAACCGAGUAACGAGACCGUAGCUAAACCGUCACCUAUUCAUCAUAGGCUUGUCAAACAAAUCCACGUAUUGAGUACUGGGUCAAUUGGAAGCUUGAUGAAAUCCGGUUCAGAAAGUAGCCUUUCCGAAGAAGGUACUCGAUUGAAUUCUGUGGACAGGCAAAAAAGCGACGAGGGUAGCAGCAAAGAAUGGAGAAGCGAAUUGCAAGACGAGAAAGAGACUUGCAGCGACACUGAAGACUGCGCUCCGCCAGUGGCCCCAGCCAGGAGACGAAAAUCGAGAGUGCAAGUCGGAUUCAGGAAAAGUGAAUGUGGCAACAGUGCAGAUAUCGCCAGCAUCGAUGUCGAUGAUGGAUCUGGAAUGAGAACCAGUAAAUCUGACACGAGUCUCACCGAUUCUUUCGUCAUGGUUUCAGAAAAGAAAAGACAUAUUAAUCCAAUGAAUUCGCUCAGACCAGGUUUCAAGUGGCAAAGACAAUUAGUAUUCAGGAGUAAACUGACAAUGCAUACAGCAUACGAUCGCAAAGAUAAUGCUGAACCAGCAUCUGUUACGGCUCUUGCAGUGUCAAAGGACCACCGCAGCGUGUACGUGGGCGACACGCGCGGCCGCGUCUUCUCGUGGAGCGUGAGCGACGUGCCGGGCCGCGCGGCCGCCGACCAUUGGCUCAAGGACGAGGGCUGCGACCGGUGUGCCGGCUGCUCGGUCAAGUUCACCGUCUACGAGCGCAAGCACCACUGCCGCAACUGCGGCCGCGUCUUCUGCUCGAAGUGCAGCCGGUUCGAGAGCGAGAUCUCGCGCCUGCGCAUCCUCAAGCCGGUCAGAGUGUGCCAGGGGUGCUACGCGCAGCUCAAGGGCGACCGCUGAGGCUGAGCAGACGGACGGUGAGCUAUGCUGGGGGAAGUAUUGACUCUUGGGCAGAUAUUUGAAGGGAGUGACGAAUAAUCGUCUAGUUUUUAUCAUUUUCUUCAUAUUUUUAUCGGGAAUCCCAAGGACGACGGCUGCGACCGGUGCACCGGCUGCUCGGUCAAGGUCACCGUCUACGAGCGCACGCACCAUUGCCUCAACGGUGGUCGCGUCUUCUGCUCGAAGUGCUGCCCGUUCGAGAGCGAUAUCGUGCCUGCGCAUCCUCAAGCCGGUCGCAUGGAGGUAAGUAACACGUGGCAUCGCCAUUCGGUAGCUCCUUCGUAUUUUUGAAUGUGACACGCGUGCUGGACGUCCGUCUGGCGCUAUCAAGUGCUACUUUACAGUAAUGAUAAAACGAGAUUCAGAAAAAUUUUAUGCAAUUCCUCAGAGACCAUUAAUAGAAAAGAAGCCAUUUUUUCUCAAAGCAGGUGGAAUAAGGGAUAACUAUCUAGGAAAAGAAGUUUAAUUAUUACGAAAUUGAAAGGAAUGUGAGUACCAUAGUAAUGAAGCGAAUAGUUAUUUCGCUAUUUUUUUAUCACCCAAUCCUACAUUGCUUCUCACUCAUUUGUCGAGCGAAUGCGGUGCAAUUGGGUUUUUCUUCCCCCAUUCAGAUUUAGCCGCUUCGGAUCAUCUUUUACCUGGAGAGAUAGAGAAAAUGAAAAUUAGUGAUAUACCUCAAAAUCUUUUUGAUAUUUUCAUACCUUUAUAUCUCGAAUGUCUUCUUGCUAUUGCUGUGGGCUGCACUGAUAUCUUCUUUUCCUUUCUAGUUAUUGGUGCAUGACUUGGCUUAUUGUUUUCAAUAGAAGUAUGCAAUAAUUGAAGUGGUGUUUCAUUAAUGCUUCUAUGGUUGCUGCUGGUUGGAAGGGUUGUGGAUCGUCUACCAAAUUUCUUCAUUGGUCAAUGAAUGGGCUUAUAUCCCAAAAAAAAAUUAUUUCAUAAUUCGAUAGAACUCACCCAAGCUAGCUCACCACCGCAAACCGUUUCUUGUUGUGAGCUCCCUACGUUUUAUAAAAAAAUAUUGAAAUCCCCGAUUUUUCGGACCUCUGAAAACGAGGCGAUGAUGUGACGUCAAAACCCUAAUACUGAAACAAGACUAUUCUAGACAGAGAUGAAUGAUACAUGAUUU
Molecule: messenger RNA, 11533 nt
Organism: Phaedon cochleariae (mustard beetle)
Lineage: Eukaryota; Metazoa; Arthropoda; Insecta; Coleoptera; Chrysomelidae
Source: the annotation of a GenBank genome assembly